This is a messenger RNA of Clonostachys solani, 1041 nucleotides long. The record is from the annotation of a GenBank genome assembly. NCBI's taxonomy places the organism in Eukaryota, Fungi, Ascomycota, Sordariomycetes, Hypocreales, Bionectriaceae.
AUGGCGAGAGUGAAAGUUCUCUUAACUGGGGCGACGGGAUACAUAGGCGGCACCGUCUUGUCCACACUGCUCGCAUCUCAGUCUCACCGCAUCCGGGACAUCUCGAUCACGGUUCUGGUGCGUAGACAGGAGCAGGCCGACAAACUCGUCUCAAGCCGUGUCACUCCUUUGAUAUUCAGUGGUUUAGAUGACCUGGAGCUUUUGGAACGCGUUGCAAGCGAGCAUGACGUGGCUAUUCACACUGCCUCGGGGUUUCACACAGCCUCCGCAGAAGCGUUAAUCGCUGGUUUAAAAAAGAGGAGCACGAAUUCUUGUUAUAUUCAUACCUCUGGCACAUGGAACCUUGCUGAGGCAUCUCUCGCCGAUCUCGGUGCGCAGGUGCUGGAACUCACAGAUAAUGAUGAUAUCAUAAAGCUCGAGGAGAAACUCCAGGCUCAAAGGCCGUUCUCACAGCGUGCGACUGACCUCAGAGUUAUGUCGGCCGUCGCUGGUUCGCGGGUGAAGGCACAUAUUAUCAUGCCCCCGGAUGUUUAUGGCUCCGGCACCGGGUUGUUCGCAAAGACUACGCCGCAGAUCGAAGAUAUGGCUAGAGAUGCUCUGAAGCACGGCCAAGCGGCUUACAUCAGAAACGAAGAUGGUAUCGUGGGAUAUGUUCAUGUUGCUGACCUUGCUGCGCUGUACGUGGUGCUUCUCGAUAAACUAUUUAAUGAUGAUGCAGCAAAUUCUGUGAGUGAAGGGAUAUACUUUUGCAGUGCCGGUACACAUAGCUGGCAAGAAACCACGGAAAAGAUUGGCGAAAUCGGAUUUAGAGACUCUCACUUGGUUUCUGCCGCCCCCAAGGCGAUAAGUAUCAACGAGGCCGCCGAACGAUGGUCUGGAGGAGACGUCGGAGACCUGAGGAUGGGAUAUUGUUCCAGAUUCAACACAAAGCCGGACAAGGCAAUAGACCUUGGUUGGCGGCCACAGAAAGACCAAAGGGACUGGCUGGCCUGGAUUGAUACGUCGUUUCGGGCAGCACUUAAAGGUCAGGGGAAGGAUUAA